Molecule: messenger RNA, 18969 nt
Organism: Limulus polyphemus (Atlantic horseshoe crab)
Lineage: Eukaryota; Metazoa; Arthropoda; Merostomata; Xiphosura; Limulidae
Product: protein split ends-like
Exons: 16
Coding region: 139-15306 (5055 amino acids)
Molecular function (GO): RNA binding
Source: RefSeq, a predicted model, not a curated record
GAGAGGUAGCUGCCAGUAUGACGUCAUUUAAACGGUGGAGAUCGUACGUGUGUGCCGUUCGCGAGCAAAACACAUCGUGCAUGAUUUUGUCAGAUGGGCUGUGCGAGAGAAAAGACCUGAUGUGGACCCUUGUGCAAGAUGGUUAGAGAGACUAGACACCUCUGGAUUGGAAAUUUACCGGAUAAUAUUCGGGAAGAGAGGAUAUUGGAGCAUUUUAAACGGUAUGGUAAAGUCCAGAGUGUGAAGAUUUUAGCCAAAAAGGAUGAAGACACGCCAACGGUGGCCGCUACUGUGGCUUUCAUAGACAUUCGAUCUGCUGCUAAAGCGCACAAUGCAGAUAAUAAAAUAGACGAAAGGACGUUAAAAACAGAUUAUUAUGAACCCCCAGUGUCUAGUGCGGCCAGUUCUGCUACUUGUAUUUAUAUUCAUGAGAAAGACGACGCUUUAGGAAGACCUGGUGCACCUCCUUACACUACACCAAGAACACCAAGAUAUCCACAUUGUGUGCCAGAAGAAAGAUCAUAUGAGCGUCCCUCUCACUACUAUGACCGCCUUGGCGAGAGGGAGCCUUACAUAAGGCGGACAGUUGGGAUUGGUUACCAUGAUGAUGAAAGUUACCAAGCAAGAGGACGCACACGAGAUAGGUAUUCACGUGCUGCACCAGGGACUAUAUACCCAGAGGGAACAGAUAGAAAUCAAGGACAUUUUCCUCGUAGUCAUACACAGCGUCAACAUUUUGAACAGCAACGUUACCCACCACUUGACCAGUAUGGUGAUGAACGAGAAGUAGCACCAGCAGGAACAGGGAGAUUACCACGGAGAUCGACGAUAACAACAUCGUCCAUCAGCUCAACCGUUGACUCUCCACCUCACUCUCAAGUUGGGAGCAGGCAACGGCGACAGGGAACAUCAAGGCGGUCCUCCCACUCUCGUUCAGGAUCCCCGUCGAAUUUUCGGUCACAGUCAAGUUCUCGUAGCAGUAGUGAUAGUCGAUCAUCUAGUUCAUCAUCAAAACUUCGAAGUAGUUCCAGUGACAGCAGUAGUAGGUCGCCAUCACCGUCCAAGUCUCAGUCACCUGCGACCUCCUAUGGCAGCCAAGGAAGUGGGAAAACAGUACGCUCAGAUUGGCUAAACAGUACAGUCACUGCAGUGUCAUCUUUGUUUUUGCCACCUGCUGUAACAAAUUUGAAUUCUAACAACUUGUCUCUGGGAAAUCAGUGCUCAAAUCAACCACAAAACUGUGCAUCAAGUCCUAUUAACAACCAUAGUGACAGGGAGGAGCGAAGGCCACUUGCCAUUUGUGUCCGAAAUCUUCCAGUUCGGUCAACAGACACAAGCCUGAAAGAUGGACUGUUCCACGAAUACAAGAAACAUGGAAAAGUCACUAUUGUUAAAGUAAUUGGUCAGGGAACAGACAGAUAUGCAGUGGUUUGUUUCAAAAAGCCAGAUGAUGUAGAGAAAGCUUUAGAGGUUUCCAAAGAUAAGUUAUUCUUUGGCUGCAAGAUUGAAGUCACAGCACAUGAGGGACUAGAUGGUGAAGAUAAUGAGUUUCGACCUUUAGAGGCUGAACUUGACGAAUAUCAUCCCAAAGCAACAAGAACAUUAUUUAUUGGCAACCUAGAAAAAGAUAUUACUCACUUGGACCUCAGAAAACAUUUUGAGCAGUUUGGAGAAAUUAUUGAGAUUGACAUUAAGAAACAGGGAGCUACCAGUACAUCCUCAUAUGCUUUCAUUCAGUUCAUGGACAUUUCUAGUGUUGUGAAAGCCAUGCGGAAACUGGAUGGUGAAAAUCUUUUUGGGGCCAGUAGGAUAAAAUUAGGAUUUGGUAAAAGCAUGCCCACAUGUUGUGUAUGGAUAGAUGGUGUUGUGGAAUCUGUACCAGAGAAAUUUCUUAGGCGUCAUUUUGGACGUUAUGGACCAGUCAGGAAUACUGUGAUAGACAGAGAAAAGGGCCAAGCCCUAGUGUUUUAUGACUCAAUAGAUAUUGCACAAAAUGCAGUUGCUGAAAUGAGAGGAAGAAUGCUAGGAAACAAAAGGCUGCAGGUGGAUUUUGCUAGUCGUGAAUGCCAGGCUUCAUUUUGUGACAAAUUAGGGCCACCAGGUCUAGAGGUUCUACCAGGUGAUCGCCAGUGGGAACGAAGGGAAAGGCGAGAAUUUGACCCACUUAGAGAUGAACAAUAUGGAAGAGACGGAAGAUUAGGAUUUGAUGGCAGAGUUUAUAGUCGCUUUGAGGGGCAACAACGUCCUAUCAGGGGAAAUUUUCGAGGCAUGUCACGUGGAGGCUAUAACAACUGUGGUCGAGGCCAGCCAUUUAGUGGGAGGUACGAAACUUAUUCUGAGGACUUUUUAGAUAGAAGGCAUCGAAACUUUGAUGAAGAGUACAGCCAGGGUAGUGGGGCCAGUAUAGAGGACUCCUAUGAACAAGAACUUAGAGAGUAUGGCUACAGUCAGCGAGAAAGAAGAGAAUACGGAAGUGAUGAAUAUACUAUUCAGGGACAGAAUUACAGCCCUUUACAUAGGCGAGACACAAACAGUAUUAGUCCUUCAAGGGAGAAACAUAGGGAUGAUCGCAGUACAAGUCCCUUGGCCAGGAGUGAAAGGUCAUCAACCAGGGGGAGUUCAAAGACAGCAGAUGACUACCAUUCCAGAUUUGGUGGAAAAGAGGAAGGUUCAGAAGAUGCUGUAAAUAUGGAAGAUAAGGAGACAACUGUCAAACAAGAGAGAAAACGAAGCAAACAGGGAAACUGUGCCAGUGAUCUGGAGAGCCACCAGAGUCAAUCACCUCCACAUUCCAGGCAACAUAGUGGAAGCAGAAGUCCUUCUAAAGAAAGAAAGUCUUCAAAGACAUGGGAUAGAUUAAAUAACAGAUUAAAAUGUCCUAGCAGUGCAACAUUGAACAGUUCCAGUCGAGAUAGCGUGUCCAAUCAGGAAACAACAGGUUUUGUUAACAAAGAGACCUAUAGUGAACAGAGAAACUCACAGAAACAAAAAUUAGAAGAAAAAACAUUUGAUUUUCAAGACUCUGUUACAAUAUCACUCCCAUUAGCUAUUACAGAAGCCUCUUAUGACUCUUUGAACAAACCAAGGACCAAAAGUGAAACAGAACAUUUAAGAAAAAGAGUACACAGUAAUGAUUCUGUAGAGGAGCAUUCUAAAAGUGAUCUCUUAGGUCAGGCAGAAAGAAAGCGUAGACUUCUCAGUGUAGGUAGUCUACCUUUGAGUAGAGAAACACUUUUCCCAAAAAACCUGUCACGAGAGGAAAUUAAAACCAAGAUGGUUAAUUCAAAUGUUAGUGAUUCUUCUUCUGUAAAGUGCAAGAAAACUGAGUCUAAUGUAGAAUGUAACAUCAGAACUAAUCUAAAUGAUCUUUCAGAAUCUGUUAGUGAACCUCUAAGCAUGAAUCAUGUUGAGAAACAAAGUAGUUCUGACCAUGCAAAUCUGAAAGACUUGCAGCAAAAACAUGUGCAUAUAUUACAUCUUCUGGAGCAACUUCAGGAAAAAGGAAGCUCCAGUGACACUGAAAGUUCUAUAGACAAUGGACAGCUGUCUAAAGUACAACCUAACUCAGAAAUAAGUAUUCCAGGUGUUGUGGAAUGCACCAGAAUAUGCUUCAAAGACUCCUCCAGUGCUACUUCAGUGAAUAAAAGCUUAAACAAUAAUGAUAAAGUUAAUUUGUCAAAGGAACUAGCUGGGUCAGGUUGCACACAAACCACUGAAAGUAAUGAGUUGUCAGAAACCACCAAGACCCUAGCUUCACAGAAACCUGUGGAUCCCCGCAGGAGUGCAGAGCACCAUAAUGUUUCAUCUACAUCCUCUCUUAGUGCUCUUCGGCGUGUUAGAAAACAGUCAGUGUAUCAAAUGGAAUCUUCUUUAGAUCAUGGUCAAAAGAAAUUUCCAGGACUACAGAUUAAAAGUUUUGCUUGUGUUGAAGGAGAGGUUGGCUCUAGUAUAGACUCAUCAGCUUCCCCUCUUCUGAGGCUACAGUCAAAACUAAAGGAAGAUGAAGUUUCUUCAUCCAGUGACAAUACCACGACAGUUCGACAUUCAUCAUCAGUGUUGAGUGAUUUGACCAAGACUCUGUCACCUAGAUUGCAGUCAAUUUCUGAUAAUGUGGCUUUUGUCACAAAUGAGAGUAAGAGGGAAAUAGUCCCUUUGUGUCUCCCCCUGCCAAAGUUUGCUGCUUCCCUUCGGUCACCGAAAACAUCACCAAAUCCUCUCACCUCCCCAAAAACCACUGUGUCUAGCCCCAAAAGUGGACAUUCUUCAUCCCUAGCAUUAGCAAGUAAAGUGUUAACACCUCAUAUUCUUCGUGAACCAAUCCCUAAGCCAAUGCAGCUUGGUAGCCCUGAACCUAUAAAAGAAAUUGAAGAAAGAUUAAAAUCUGAAAAUUUAAGCAGUUCUCUUAUAGUUUCUAAAGCAAGUGUAAAUAAUGUAAGCGGUCGAAUGACAGUGGUCAUGUCCACUGAUGGUCACCACAAAAUAGAAAAGAAUAUGGAAAGUGCUUCAGACUCUGAAUGUUCUCCAAUUUCCUCACCAAGCUGUAUUGAAGAGAGAAUUAAAGCCCUCGAUGAAAAGUUUACUGCAUGGUCAGGGUCAACAACAAAUAAGAGUUUAACCACCACUACUGCAGCAUCAACAGAAAUUUCCACAACACCAGUUAUAGACUAUCAAAAGUAUAAUAUUAAAAAGAGGCCAAAAUUUGAUUACAUGGCCCCCAAGCCAUCAGAAAUAAUGAAGACACUCCUUGCUAAGCCCACCAUUUUUGACCAAGAUUUGAAAAGACUUGAGCACAUAAAUGAAAAAUAUGAGCCAAAAGAAAUUAAACUUGAUUUGUCUCCAAAAGUGAAGCCUUUCUUUCGAACCAAAGCUGCAGCAAAAGAGUUUUCAAGUCCAAUCCAACCAUUGACUAAUGUUACUAAUGCUAUUGGACAAGGCUCUUUAGAUAUGAAUAAAUUAACUGUAUCAAGUAGUAUUGUCACCACAACAACAUUAUCACCUCCACUAACACCACCCACCACAGGAAGCACUACUACAAUUACAACUACCACUGUCAGUCAGAUUUUAGUAGUUAAUCACAUUACCCAGUCAUCAUCUUACCAAACUAUUCCUUUUUCACCAUUAACGCCAGGUUCAGCAAAAAUACCAGUAUCAUCACCUCUUAAGAAUUCUUCUGAUAAUGGUUUAUCACAGACUAAACUCAACUCAGUAAAUCAACAUGUCGUAUCCUUUCAGCAAAGGUCUUCAAAUCCUCAUAGCCCAUCAUUUAUUAAAAAAGAACCAUCAACUAGUCCCCCCACUAUAUCUUCCUUGCCUACUGUUAAAGGAAGUUUGUCAUUAAUUUGCAGUUCACAAUCACAUUUAGUCUCUCUCAUUCCCAUAGCAACUGUUGGUACAAAAAAGGAACAUUUUCUUCCUCAAUCAAUUAAAAAGGAAUCUACUGAACCAAAGGAAGCUUCAUAUAAAACACAUGAUAAUGCAAUAAAAGACAUUCCAAUCAAACAAGAAAAUUCUCAAGAAGAUAAGUUUAGAGAACACAGUGUACAGAAGGAAAUUAUUAAAAAAGAGCCAUUAUUAUUUAAAGAAAUACAUACUUUCAAAAAAGAAUCUCUUAGUUCAAACCCGAAAGAUCAACUUAUUCAUUGGAAAGAUUCAUGUGGUAUUAUAGAGGGUAUAAAAAAGGAGCAAUUACAAGACAGGUUUGACAUGGAAAUAAAUUCUGUAGGUCAAAUAAAUGAUAGCAUUAAAAAAACACCUUUCUCUACUAAUUGGGAAUCAGAUUCAGCAAAACAGUCAAAAGUGACUUCAGAGAUUAAAACUGACAACAGAGAUGCACAAAGUCACCAAUCUCAGUUGAAAGAUAAAAUGAAUGAACCUGAAUCAAAGAGACUUAAAACACACCAUACAUCUAGUAGUAAAAACACUGAUAGAGGUGAAGAUAAAUGUUCCUCACCACCCCAUAAUGGAUCAGGAAAGACAGACAAAAAGGACAAAUCCUCAAAGUCCUCAGAUAAAGUCAAAUCUUUAACAUCAAAACCAGAAUUUCAAGUGUCUCCCUCAGAAAAGGAAGAAACAAAAUAUAAAGCUGAAACUGUAAAAAUUAAAUCGGAAAAAAGAAACAAGUUGAAAGACAAUAAAGAUGGAUUAAAACAUGAAGGCAAACUAAGAACAAAAUCUGGUGACAAGGGCUCUGAAAGAAACCAUGGCAAAAAUUCACAGUCAACCAGCAGCAAAGCAAAAAAAGAGCAGACAGAGAAGGAAAAAUUAAAAUCUGAAAGAAAAUCAUCAGUUAAUUGUGAAAAAGGUCAAUCAGGAAAAUCCAAAAUUGAGAUGGAAGGAGAAGAAGCACCUGUUUAUUUUUCUAUGUAUGACAAAGUCAAAGCUCGUUCAAGUCAUAACCAAAGCUUGAAAGAUCAGGCAACCUUAGAAUCAAUGAGGAAAAAGUUUAAUCAGCUGAAGAAGAGUCGUGCCAAAAAGGGAGAAAAAUCUAAGUCUGGAGAUAUAGAUAGUGACAAGGAUUCUGAUGUUUUCAGUCAUUUUUCAUCAGAUCCAGAAACCAAACCCAAACCAUGUGGAAAAAUUAAGCAAAGUAAAAAGAGAAAACUUGUCAUUGAAAGUUCUUCUGAUGAGGAAAUAACACAGAAUGCAUUUCACUUUGAAACGAGUAGAGACACAAAAUAUGCAGAAAAUAGCAGCGAGUUGCUCUCAGAUUCUGAUGAUCAAGUCCAUAAAGACCUAGGCUCCUCAAAAACACUACCAAUUUCUGUCACCUCAAAGAGAAAGAAAAAGAAAGAUUUUUUUGAAGUUGAAGCUUCAAACUCUCAAAUUGAAUUGUCACCACCCCAUCCUAUUCAUAAAGAUAAAAGAAAUAAACCUAAAACUAAGCAAACAUCCACAAAAAGCACAAGAUCUCAAGCCUUAAAAUCUGAACUCGAAACUACAGAUGACGAAAGGACAAUCAAACCAAAGUUAAAAAAGAAAGACUACAAGAAGAAGCGAAGUAAAAAGAACAAACUAUGUGAAAUUAAAUCUGAUACUGAUUUUUCAGACAAAGAAUUUUCACCCUUUAUGAAAAAAGGAAAAGAAGGUAAAAAUAGAUAUAUAGAAUUAAAGUUGGAUUCAGAAAGUUCAGACAAAGAAGUUUUCUUUCCUGAUCUUACUCAAAAAAGUGAAACAAAGGACAAAGGAAAAAUACCAGGAUUAGAUACUGAUUCCGACUUCUCUGUCACUGAUAUGUCUCAUUUAUCACAAGCAAAAGAAAAGACUAAUAAACAAUUUUAUGAUCUUAAAUCUGAUUCAGAUUUUUCAGACAGUUUAACAGGGCUAAAAGUUCAAAAACAGAAAGAGAAUAUAAAAGAAAAGCCUAAAAGUGAAAAUAUUGGUGAUAGUGACCCUCCAUCUUUGUUUGUUGCUGAACCAAAAUUAGAUACAAAGAUAAGUAUAAAAGAAGAUAGUAAUCUUAAGAAGGACAGUAAACUUACAGAAGAUGACAAAGAUAAAAAGCAAAGAACAUCAGCAAAGAAAAAGAAAAAGUCUCGCAAAUCCUCCAAAGCUAAAGAGAAGAAAACUAAUACAGUGAAAGGAAUUUGUGAUAAACCUAAAAAGGUAGAUGAUAAAGCAAAAGAAAAUAUAGAUAAUUCUUCCAAAACUGAUAUAAUAGAAAAACAUGAAAAUUCACUUAGUGAGCCUGCAGAAUCCCCUCCACGUUUAAGACCAAGCAUUUUUUCUGAUGCUGAAAUUAGGUCAGAUUUCUCAGAUUAUGACUUUGAAAAUCAGUUGGUUAGAAAUUUUUCAGAACAAGACAGCUGGAGGUCAAAUGAUCUGAAAAACGAUUUUGAAAAAGGGAUAAAAAACACCUCUUUGAGUAAAAAUAAUGUUUUUUCUGGAAAACUGAACGCUGAAGAGAAAACUAUUGAGGAAGAAGAUAAUGGUCCACCUCCUUUACUUGAGAAUGUUGACUAUGAGCAACGGGAAACUAAUAAUUUAGAAAAAGAUGGUAUUAAUGAGGUUAAUUUAAACAAUGCAGGAGAGACAAAUAAACACUUAGAGGAAGAUACAACAUUUCAUCUAGAAAUUCAAACAAAAGUAGUUACAAGUGAAGAUUUUCUAAAAAGGAAAAAGAAUCUGAAAGGAAAAAUUGUUAUAGAUGAAAAACACAAUUCAAAGGAUGAAAAGCGCAAAAAAAGGAACAAAAAACAAACUAAAGAAAAGAAGAAAAGAUUAAAAGAAGAUAUAUGUAAAGUAAAAGAAAUCACAGUGACACAAUUAACUACAUUUCCAUCAUCGUCACAAGUAGAACAUUUCCACCGACUAGAUGAAGACAGUAAAUUAUCAGGAGAUGAAAAAUUAGAUGAUGAAAUUGUAAAAGAAGCCAGAAAAUUAGAAGAAGAAUUACUAGCAGAUUCACAUGCAGAUUCUGAAGAAACAUACUGUUUUGAAAGUGAUGGACUUCCUAGGCAAGAAGAAAAACAUCAAGAAAGGAAAUUUGAAGAAGAGGCUGCCAAGGAGACUCAGAGGUUAGAACAAGAGCUAUUCUCUACUGAAUCUUGGAACUUAAAAGUUAGCAAACCAUUUGGAGAAGAAUGUCUUAAUUCUGUAGGACUGAGUGGUGAUGCUGUUAAGGACUCUAAAGCAUCUGAUGUUGAAAGUGUUAAAGAUGAUGAUAUUUAUUCAGACUUGGACAUGAAUCCCUCUUGUGUGAGGUAUCCAGAAACUCCAAAUGUUACUUUGCAAUCUGAAGAACAAGCUGAUAUGAAACAUGAAAAAACUGGUGUUGCAGAGGAAUUAGAUAAACAGCAAAAAAUGGAAGAUGACCUUGCAGUCUCAGCUUUGUUGCAAGCUAUGAAUGGUGAUGAGCUUCCAGCUCCUGAACUUCAAAAAGAUACAGAGUACUUGGAUUCACUUCUCGAACCUCACCCAGAACAUACUUUUAACUAUCUUUUCCAAGAUUCUGGCUCAAGUGGACAUGUACGUAGCUCAGAACCCAUUUCAGGAACCCAGGAAGACACUUCAGAAGAAAAGGAUGAUAAUGACUCUCACCUCUUUACAGAACAUAUACCUACUUAUUCACAAGAUUUGACUGCUUCAGAUGCCCCAACUAUGAACUCUACUGGUAAAAUCUGUGACCAAAAGUCUCCAAGGUCAGGUAUAGAGGAAGAGGAUGAAACAAAAGCUUCUCAAGUUCAACCAGUCAAUAAAAAUAACAAGGAAUGUGAACUACAAGAAAGAGUGGAAGAUGAGUUCUUGUUACCAGAGAGUUCUCUGUCAGAGAAGCAUGACUUUGAACAAGCUGAUGAACAAGUCCCUCAAAAAUCUGAUGAGUCCUUAUUUGAAACACUGGAAAGCUCCUUUCAAAUAUUACAUUCAGAUGAUAUGGAAUUAAAACUCAGUCCACAGCCACCAAUUUCAAUAGUUCAUGAUGCAGAGUUGGAUGUUGAACAACCUGCCAAGUCAGAAAUCAAUGAAGUUAUAGAAAAUUCUAGUCAAGAAUGUAUACACCCAGAACCUUCUCAACCUUCUGAAGUAUCUAGUGUGACACAGAAUGAAUCAAAAUUACCUAAAAAAACAGGAACUAUAUCUAAAAUUGAACUUAAAAAACCCAGACAUAGAAAGAAAAAAGGGCAAAACAACCAAUUGAGAGAAGAUGCUAAUGAAGAAAUGAAUCAGCAGCCCUCUAUAAAGUGUGAAAAUAAAGAAGAACAGGAAGGCAUCAAUUCCAAUUUAGACAUGAACAAAUCACAUGGUACUUUCUCAACAUGUAGUGAAGUUGAAUCUGAACAGUUAUAUAAUAGUGAGAAAAAGUAUAUUAAUCAACAAGAAGUGUUUAAUGAUUUUACCAAAGGCAAGGAGACAACUGUUUCAGGUGAAGCUGAAUCUCAUAUUCCAGAAAUACAAUCACAAGAGAUAAUUACUCCAGAAGUCUUAAACAAUGAAUGGAAAAAUAAUGACAGUGAUGAAGGCCACACUAUUGUAAAUAUUGUCAGAAAAGACUGCACUAGUCAACCAGAGAAUUUAGGAAAUGCUGAUACCUUGCCUACAGUGGAAGCAUCCAAGUUUUCAUUCUCUGAACAGAGUAAAACAGAUGAACAUUAUAUACCUUCUACUUCAGAAUUCUCUGAAGAUGCUGAGUUGGGGAUUUGCCAGUUAGAUUCAAUAGAAAGAGAACACAAAGAUCAAAUUGCUGAACAACAUACUGAGCAAACAUUAGUUGACGAAGGACAUGAAGGAAUGACUGAAGGAGAAGACACUGAGCCCUCUCAAGGAAAUGUUUUACCUAGUACAGUAGAUCCAAAGCCCAAGAAGAUAGUAGAAAGACAAAGAAGAGGUAGAAAACCCAAAACAAGGAAAUAUGCAGAAUCUUCAUUAUUUCUACCAAAUUAUGAAACUAAAGAUAUUCAGCAUGUCCAACCUGCCAUCUUAACUAGAUCUGGUGGACGUAGACGACGACCAUCAACUGCUGAUAAGAACAGAAGAACUUUACGUUCAGAUACCACUGGAUCACUGAUGUCAACUGAAGUACCAACACACACUUUUGCAGACACUGAAGAUUCUUUGGAUGAUCAAAUAUCAAAACUAAUUUCCAAAAGUGUUGUCAAAGUUGCAGCCAACAAGAAUGAUGACUUGGUAUUAAACUCUGAAGUUAGAAGCAACAAUGAUGAAUGCAUCAUCCGUACAGACGUCAAUUUUCCCCAAGACCAUAACAAUGAUUCUGCUAUUCCAGAAAUAUGCCAGGAAGGCAUUGAAAAGCUAUCAGAAAUAAAUUCAAUGGAAGAAAUGGGUGAAAACAUUAAGCAGGAAGAACCAAAAAAAAGGAGGGGUCGGAAGAAAAAAGGCUCCACAGAUCAUCAGUUACCUACUUCAUCUAUCCUGGAAAAACCUGAUAUAAAAUGUGGAGAAACAGAAAACAGAUCAAAAGAACCAAGGCUCCUUCUUUCCCUGUCAGCAUUGGAAAAAUCACCGGACCAGAAGCCACAGAAAGAAAGUGGCAAUGCAUAUGAUGUGUUUGAAUUCCGUGAUUCUGAGGAUGAGGAAAUUACAUUUGAAAAAGAUAUUCAGAACAGUUUCAAAGAGAGAAUGUUAGAAACCAAUCGAACUGUGCCACAUUCACACGAUUAUAAACAGCAUGAAAGUGAAAAAGAAAAGAAAGCUGAAGACAUAAAACAUAAGGCACCCCAUCAUGAAGAAAAAGACAUGAGUUGUAAGGAGUAUGUGACUGAACUGUCUCAACAUGGGAAAAUUGCCAUUACUAUAAGACUGCAUCAAAAAGAUGGACAUGAUGGAAGUUCAGCUGGUACUGCAGAGGUUGUUAAGACCUCACAAGCCAUAUGUUCAGAAGAGGUAAAACUACCUUCCUACUCCACUGAAAAACCCAAAGAAGAAUUAUCAUCCUCACUAACUUCAGAUGCCUUUCUUACAGGACCAUGUAAGAGUACUAGAAAAGCAAUUCAGCUUCAGUCACAGAUUACCAAAACUUCUGUAGAUGAUGUCAUUGAAGAAGUUGUCAAAGGGCAUUUUAAAAAUGCAGAAUCCCCUGAAGCAGACACAGAUACCUUGGGAGGAAGUCAAAGAAUAACUCGUAGAACUCGUGCUCGUUGUCGAAGUGAAGAAGUUUUUGCCAAGGCAGAAGAAAUGGAACAUGAUUUUGAGACCUCUAAUAUUAAGCAUGAGCCAAUGUUUAUUAUUCCAGAUAACAUUGUAAAGGAUCACCCAUCAGAAUCACUCAAAGUACCUAUUUCACAUGCUAUAAUCACAAGCAUUGCAGAUUCUUCAAGCAGUUGUUCUGAACCUGAUUCAUCCAGGCCAGAAACCAGAAUGCUUCUUCGAUCAUAUCGUAUUACAAGAUCAACUUCCCGACUUGAGUCAAGCAGUGAAAGAAGUGUCUCACCCCGUAGUUCAUCUGACCAGUUACCAGAGCCACUUAUUAGUCAGGUUGAAAAUAAAUCAGUUUCAACAUCAAUUGUAACAUCUUCAGUAGUAUCUAAUGAUAAUGGACAUUCCUUAACCCCACUUCCUGUUCUAAAGGUUGAACUUCCUCAGUUAUCUUCCACUCUUGCUACUCAGAUUGUAACUUCCACUUUGAAAGAUAGUAAGACAACAGAAAAGAAGACUGAAAGUUCAUUGUCUACACUGGAAAAAGAUGACGACACAGAUUCCCGUUCAAGUCCAACAGUGCUAAUUGAUCCAGUGACUGGAUUUUUAACACCUGUCAACAAGAAAGGAGAGCCCACUGGUGUCAUUCGAGAGACUCCUGAAAUCUCUGAAGGAACUAUAGUCACGUCUUUGAUAGAACACAGACUUAAUGGAAAUAAAUCAAAUGUUGUAACAAGUAAUGCAUUUUCCAAUACCACUGGUACAAAAAUAGAAGUAGUCUCUUCCACAGAGCAGAUUGAUCUUACCAGAUACACAUCAGGAUGUGUAGUUACCUACACACAAAAUCUGAAACCUAGUGUAGUAGAAUAUAAAAACAAGAAAGAAGAUAAAUUUUCAUCAGCUCAACUCAUAGCAAGUAACAUCCAAGAAACAGUUACAGAAAAUUCUGAAUCACUGAAUAAUAGUGUAAAUAGUAUGCCACAAUCAUUAGAGUUAGAAUCAGAUGAUACUGUUUCCACAAAACACAGUACAUUUAUUUCAACAGCAAUGACCUCAGUCAUGCCUGUCUCAGUUCAAACAAUCACUGCAGUUACAGGUCCAGUUACUUCCACAUUAUCUGUGUCUUCAAAACAUACAGGCAUACUUUCUCCAAACACCUCAGAAAAAGACCUUCCAGUAGGACAACCACUUGUUCCAAUAGCACAACCCAUGCCUGGAUUACCAAGUACUGCUGCCUCACCAUAUACUCCCACCUUAUCUGUGUCUGCAUCUCAUAGUCACAGAUCACUCAAGCCUUCUAUAACAAGCAUUUAUGGUCCACAAACACCGCUUCCUAGCCAUCAAAGUGUAGUCAAGACUGUUGCCCCAACAGCACAUCAGACUGCAGAAACGGUGGUGGCAACUCCAGUGACCCCUGUUGUUCAUCCAAGGAUUUCAGUUAAAUCAGAAAUUAAAGGUUUGGGGCAGCCUCCAGUCUUGCUAGCUGUCAGCAAAGAAUCAGCCACAAUCGCAGGUACAGGGAAAAGUGGGCAUCCUUAUCCACCAAAGCACAGCCCAACUUAUUUUCACCAGCCUGGCUUUCCCAUGGGUCCUCAUGAGACAGCAGUGCAUCCAGGUCCAUCAGUGCUUGUCUCUACAUCUAGUGGAGGAGUGAUUGCAGAACUUCUACAGAACCCACAGUUACUACAACAAAGGAAGGAGUAUUUAGCAGCUCAGCAUUCUGUUAGUGCUUCUGUUACUCAGAUGUCAGAAAGACUGAUUAGUCAUGUUAGUCGUACUUCAGGGCCUGGUGGUGGACCCAUACAUGCAGACAUUGCUGUUCGCCUAGGUAACCCCACCCCACCUCAAACUCCAACACCACCGGUAACAUCAUCAACACAUUCCUUGCAAGCACAGGAACUUCAUUCAGCACACUUGGCACAGGGAUUACAUCUUCGACAUCCAAAUCAGGCUCCUCUUAUAAUGGCACCACCACCACCUUUAGGUAUUCACCCUUCUGAUCUCCCUGCAUAUGUUCACAUGUAUGCUGCCUCACAUCCUCAUUACGCAGCCCUACAUCCAGAGAUACGAGUCCAGCAAGAGGCACAGGCUAGGGCUGCCGCUGCUAUGGGUAUUACACAGCGAUUUGGUUACCCACCAAUCCCUGCUGCCGCUGGAUUUAGGCAACCAAUUGAUACACUCAUGGCACAUACUGCCUUGUCCGAAACCAAACCUGAAGGCAAGUCAAGUCAGAGGACAGAAGACAAAUCAUUGCCUCAAAAGACAACUAAAGUUAAACUAGAACUGAAAACACCAUCAUGUGACAACAGACCUCGUGAUGACCAUGAACAUCAUCAACCUCACAGUUCAGCAGAAUGUACUAGUCAGCAUGUCAUGACCCCUGGUCAUCUUGUUGUGGCUGGAAUCCAGCCAGCUGGACAUUAUUCACCAGUAGUUCGUCAGUUGAGCCCUCAUAUAUCCAUACCUCAGCAGGAGCGAGCUACUGAUUCUCCUGCAGUGGCCAGUCCAUAUGCAUCUGGUCAGGUAAGACAUCCACCUCCUCCUCAUCUCUCUGGAUCAAGAAUGGAGGAACACAAACCAACGGAUAGUACUUCAAGAUUAAUACAGCUCCCUAAGUCUGAAACAGAAAAGGAAAUGAAACCCCCUGCUGCUCAUCAGAACCCACCAACCACAAUUCCCUACCAUACCUUGGAAUUAAGAGGUGCACCUGGGAGACCAGUCCCUGCUAUUGGUGCUCCUGCCCCUGGACAUCUUGAAGGUCGGCCAGUUCACGACCGGGCUUACACUCCUGGUGCUUUGUCACUGAAGAGAGAUGUACCUACUUACACCCGAGAACAGCACUUCGUGCCUGGAGAGCUUCACCCUACUUCCGACUCUCACAAGAAGAUGCAAACUCACCUAAGACCAUAUGUUCAUCAGGGGCCUCCCACUUCUCCAGGACCUCUCAGCCUUAGUACUACUAGUUCAGUAUCAAGCGGUAUUUCAGUAUUAAGCCCACGGGGUAGAGUUCAAUCUCCCAGGCCUCAAUCAGCUUCAUCUAUUAGUGGAGAGUCGAUCUGUUCUAGACGAGGCAGUGUUCACUUAAUGCCACAAACAGGAUCAGAGGCUCCUGUUUCAGUUCCACCUCCUGCACAUGCCAUGUCCCAACACACAGGAAUACCUCGGGCACAACCACAGACCCCACCACAUGACAGUCAGGUACCACCACAGGGUGACUCCCUCCUCUUACAGAGAUAUCCAGUUAUGUGGCAAGGACUUCUGGCAUUGAAAAAUGAUCAAGCUGCUGUACAAAUGCACUUUGUCUCAGGAAAUCCUCUUAUUGCAAGAGCAUCUUUACCUCCAAUGACUGAAGGAGGUACUCCUCCAGUACGAAUAGCUCAGAGAAUGAGAUUGGAGCAAAACCAGUUGGAAGGGGUAGCCAGGAAGAUGCAAAUGCUAGAAGAACAUUGUAUUCUCUUAGCACUGCCAUGUGGACGAGAUCACAUGGAUGUUCUUCAGCAGUCUAAUAAUCUUCGCAAUGGCUUCAUCAAUUAUUUGCAACUUAAGCAGGCUGCAGGCAUUGUCAAUGCAGCAGCUCCAGGCUCCCAACAGCCUGCAUACGUGAUUCACAUUUUUCCAUCAUGCGAUUUUUCCAAUGAAAACAUGGCAAGAAUUGCCCCGGACUUACUUCACAGCGUGAGUGACAUUGCUCAUCUGUUGAUAAUUAUUGCCACUGUAUAGUUGGGCAAUAGUUAUAUCACUUGGCUUUGACUGACUGGACCAAAAGUAUGAUUGGUAUCAUCAAAAGACUUCCUAUUUAAGUGAAACCUGCUGUAGUAAGUGUCGUCAGUAUCUCAACAUUAUAUUUAUCAAUCUUAAGAAACUACAUGACCACUGUACUGGAUCUUCAACGCUUCAUCAUUUAUCAAAAAUUAGUACAUUCAUAGCUGAAAAACAGACUGAAAAGGCAUUACAGAUAUUCAGCACUAGUUUCAAUCCCGACCUUGAACUAAGCAAGGAGACUGAGUGAAGGUGUUGAGUGAAAAUUUUCCAUUAUAUUUAACUGUAUUUCUCUAACAUACAUGUGAAUAUGUUCUCAUGUUGCUGUAUAGCACAAAUUUAAUGUUUAACACUGUUCUUCAGAAACAAACAAAAAGGAAAUGCAUUGCAAGCCAAGCAUCAUGGCAUGUAUGUGCGCUUAUAUUCUGUUUCUGUAAACUUUUGUUUGAAUCAGCUCACUGCCAAAUUUGACAAUACUGCAAUAGUUUAUUUUGUUCCUUUGUGAUAGCUGCAAGAUGAGGCUUUUUUUUGUUGCAGAAACUUAGUCAAUGCUUCAUCACAUCUCACUGGACUUAUAUCACUUUUAGUUGCCACUUUUUUAUCCCAGGUUUACACUACCAGCAUUGUGAACUAGCAAGUAAAACCCUACUGUUUUGAGUGUAUUGUCAUUAUCAAUGAAUUAGUCACAGCUGUAACAGGGCUAAAGUAACAAGUGUGGUGAACAGAAGCAACAGUGAAAAUAGAAAUCACCACUUUUUUCUGGGGGGGGGGGAGAGAAUGUUUAAAACAUGGACUUUUAGUUGCAAAAUUUAGGGGACAAUUGUAUAUUGGGACAUUGUACAGUGUAAAUAUAUCACAUUAAUGUAGUUUCAAGAAAAAACAUCAUUUAUGUUUGUAAGCUAUAUUUCAGGGAAGUCCGCAAUCAUACAUCCUGCACUUAGCUCUAAGUGUAGAAAGUGGACACGACACAGGAUCCACGUGUCCUGCUUAAUGUUAUGUAUAUUAUGCUCUCUUCAUCUUCAUGUCAGUGUAUUAAAAGAAAGAUGCAGGGGAAGCUUAUUAAAGCUAGCAAACAUAGUACAUAUUCAUUAUUUUGUGAUCAGCCACUGUUCAAGAUGAGUGUUGGUGGCAAAUUGGUUGGGGUUUCAGUGGAAACACUCAACUCUUAUCAUGCAGUAGCUACUUUUUUGUACAGCCAGUGAAAGGUUCUUUUCAUUUAUCUAUUUAUGUAACCUCCUGAGAAAACAGUAUUUUGUUUUUGAGUACUAAUAGUUCUCAUUUUAACUUGUACAGACAUUGUAGUAAUAGUUUCUUUUUCCCAACCACCCUUCCCCAUAUGUAAAUAUUAUGGUGUAAAAUGUUAUUACUAUAAUGUUUGACACAUAAUUGGUGUUGAAGUGACAUCUGUAUAAUUUGUAAAUAUAUGUAAUGUUCUUCUAUCUGUACAUUAAUUCACCUUCAGAUGAUGUUGUCACACUUGUUAUCACCAUGUCAUUUACUUUCAAAGUAAACAAAGCUUGUAAAGUUGUUGAAAAAAAAUGUCAGAUACUUUCAAACUAACCCCUUGUCUUGUUUUUCUUUUUAUUUCUGGUUUUUCUCAUUCAGUUGCAUCUGUUAGAUCAGUACUGCUAACCAACUGAAGCAUUAGAUAAUGAAAAAACACUUCUAAGAUAAAUUUAAAAAGCAAGCAAUAUUAUUGCAAUGAAUAUAAACAAAUACUUAGGCCCUUUUUUGUUUUAAAUGAGUAUUUGCUACCUUACAAUUCUAGGAUAUUCUCUAGAAGUUUAAAAGUAGAAACUAACAAAUUUAUGAUUUGAGCUGUCUGCUUAUUUUAAGUUUUACAACUACAUAAAAAAAAGUAAUUACUUCAUAAUUUUGGUAACAUGAUUAAUGUUGGAAAAAGCAGUGACUUAUAAACACAAAGCAGUUGUAUCUGGUAAAGUAACACAACCAAUAUUAUAUAUCAGUUAUUACAUUCAUUAGUGAAAAGAAAUAUUUAAUGACUGUUUCACAGUCGAAAAACAAAGCAAAAAAAAAACUUAAAACAAUCCUAGUAUCAUACUAGACUGAUGUAACUUCUAUCAAAUACAACCAUGCGAUUAAUAUCAACAGUGAAAUAGUAACAAAUUUUGCUUGCAAUAGUGGUGAAUACAUGCUUUUUAUUUAAGCAUAUACCAAUUUAAAACUGACAAGGAAACUUGAUUUUUCCUUCUGCAAAAUACCUUUCUUUUGUGAUUAUGGAUGUUCUAAUCAUUCAAAUAGUGACUGAAGAUGGGUUUUUUCAUAUUUCAACUGGUAGAACUUCAACAAUGAUUAGAGAAGAUCAAAGAGAUGAACUCUGCAACAUCCAAAAACCUGGCAACUGUGCUAAUACUUUAUCAACAACAACAACCAUGUUCAGCUCUUGAAACUGAAACAUUAGUUAGAUACAAUAAAGCUGUUAAAAGUGUAAAGUCAUGUUACAAAAUUUAAAAAUAAAGUAAGCCUACUGCUAACAGUAAAUGAAAUAAACAUGGAAGAAGUUAGUCAUAUAUUACAGUAGACACUAUCAAUCACAACAUAUACUUCAAACCAAACUCUACUGAAAAUAUAUUGGCCCAAGCUUGUUUAAUGAAAGUAAAGUUUAUUUUCAGUAUACAUACAAUUGUAAUUCAUUUUUGUUAGGUGUGAAAAAAUUAAAGGAAAAAGGUUAUUUAAUGCAUUAUGGGCUAAAGUAAAAAAUCCUAUUAAUCUGUCAAUACUUUAAUAACCAGUUUAAGAAAAUAUCACUAAGCUCUCCCUCCAAACAUCAUGGUUAUGAAAACUAAUUUCUAGAAAUGAAAAAUAAAAUACAAAAAAUCCUAAAACUGGACCUAGUCUUCAAGUUGCUCUAAAUUAAAAAAACAAAAAACUUUGUUAAUUGACUCAUUUACAGUGUCAGUGUUUUAAACAUGGUUGAGGAAAAUAUUAUAAGCAAGAAUAGGCUAAAAAAAUCUUAAAAUGAGAAAAAGUUUGUUUAAAAUUAAUCAUUUUGUAUUUUUAAAAAACCCUCUCAAACCACACCUAGAGUAAUAUGUAUUACUUUGGAAUACUUAAAAUUAAUUCAUCAAUACACCUUGGUAUAUGAAUAGGUAAUAUUUCUCCACUGUCCACAAAAUAAAUUUUAAACAUAUUUAUCAUCUUUUUUUUAAAUGGCAUAGCUAAAAUUAUUUUUUAAAUACAAAACAUAUGAUUUAAUAGAUACAACUUACAAGAUGGUUUUCAACAUUCUUAAAAUAUGUCAUUUUUAUCUCUAAAUAAUUUAUUAUAUUCCUAACAAGCACAUCCACAUGAACACAUUACAUAUUCUUAUCACUAUUAACCAGGUUAGAAUAAAGAUUAAAUUGUUGUUGUAUGUGUGAAGAUAUUACUUUGUUCAAUUCAUCUUUUACACCAUUAUGUAGCUGAACUACAAAAUUCAAUGUGUGGAUGAAAUUGGAUCUCAUACAUUAAUUUUUACCCAAUAUUUAAGCCAUGGUAUACCUGGAUAAGAUUUACUCAUAGUUGAGGUCAUGCCAAGAAUAAGACUUUGUGGAUUUAAACGUUGAUCAUCAAAAUGGGUACAUUUUGGUCCAGUGCCCUACAACUAAUUAAUUGAUCACUUCA